Bursaphelenchus okinawaensis is the source of this 2486-nucleotide messenger RNA. The record is from the annotation of a GenBank genome assembly. NCBI's taxonomy places the organism in Eukaryota, Metazoa, Nematoda, Chromadorea, Rhabditida, Aphelenchoididae.
AUGAGCAAAGAAAAUCCAACAGAAUACGUUACAUUCAACCUUGAUUCUAAUAUUAAGGAGAUUUCUGAUGUUGAAUUUUCGAAAAGGUCUUCAAAAAAAGUUUUUACCAAAAACCCACGGCUCAAUAAAAAGAAAAUUGUUAAAACUAACAAGAAACGAAAGUCUUUGAUUGAAAAAGUAGAAGUUGAUGAAAAGAAGAUUCAGGAGAACGAUGUGGACGACAUUUCCGAGCUGGAACCACAACGUGUGAAGACAAAGUUACAUGUUAAGAAGAUUACCAAGAAGAAGGAGAACUUUAGACAAAGGAUUGAAGCUAAAAUACGGGCGGAAAUAUUGAAUGCUGAGGAUAAUGGGUAAGAUAUUGAGUUUUUUGUUUCUUUUUUAGGAAAAACGACGACGUUUUUUGCAUGGAGAACGUUAUUUCUUUUAUUUUGAGGCAUAAGGAAGGUGUUUUUCAUUGAAAAAGAAGGUUUUGAGGCAAUAAAGUACCUUUUUUACUAUUUUUAAACUUUUUUAAUGUACCAUACUUUAAUUUAAAAUUUUUCAGUGGUAUAUCGCUAGACGAAGGUAAAGAAACUUACUUUCUUGAGCAAAAAGACAUUGUAUCAGCUGUUGACAUUGCUGCAGCUUCGAAACACUUUACUUUGGACCUGGAUUAUGGUCCAUAUAAAGCAAAGUACAUCCGUAAUGGCCGUCACUUACUAUUAGGAGGACAUAAAGGGCAUCUUGCUGCUUUUGAUUGGAUGACCAAGACUUUACAUUGUGAAGUUAAUGUGACUGAAAAGGUGAAUGAUGUAGCUUGGCUACACUCGGAAAACAUGUUUGCUGCUGCACAAAGGAGAUGGACUUAUAUUUAUGACAAAAACGGGGUGGAGUUACAUUGUAUUAAGACAUUGUUUAAUGUUCAUUCACUGGAGUUCUUGUCUCGUCAUAUGUUGUUGGUAGCUAUGGUAUGUUUAUUUGGUUUUGUUUGGAUUUUUAGGUUUGUAAAGAAGGUUUUUUUUGGCUAAUUUAAGUUCUGUAAAGAAAGUUCUUGCCACUCUUUGUUUUGUAAAGAAAGUUCUUGUCAUUUUUUCUGUUGUAAACGGUAUUAUCAACUGUUCAUCAUCUAUCACGUCAUUUCAGAGUAAUGAGAACAUGCUCAGCUACCUGGACGUCUCUACUGGUCAGAUGGUUCAACAAUGGCGGAUGAAACAAAAAGAUUCAACAUGUAUGACCCAAAACCAGUCCAAUGCUAUCAUUGUCAGUGGGAAUACGAAAGGCGUGGUAGCCAUGUGGUCACCGAACAGUAAAGAGGCUCUAGUUGAGAUGUUGACUCAUAAAGCACCAUUAAGUGGCAUUGCUAUCAACAGAGAUGGUAAAACUAUGGUUACUGUGGGUUUGGAUAAACAGUUGAAGAUCUGGGAUCUGAGGAAUCAUCAGGAAAUGGCAGCAUAUCGACUACCGUUCCCGCCAAGCCAGGUUGCGAUCAGUCAAAUGGGCCAAAUUGCAGUGGCUUGUGGUCAGAAUGUGCAGGUAAAGGUUGUGUGGAAGCGAUUUUUUCGUUUGUAAAGAAAGUUCUUGCUUUUUUGUUCUGUAAAGGAAGUUUUUGCUACUUUUUGUUUUGUAAAGAAAGUUUUUGCCAUAUUUUUUAAAUACUUCAACUUUAAAGUAAUAAAACUUGCCAUUUCAGGUAUAUUCUGACCCCAAUAUCAACACAAUAACCAAGCCCUACCUUCAAUACCGUGCCCCAGGCACUGUCUCAUCCCUUCAGUUCUGCCCAUACGAAGAUGUUCUUGGAAUUGGCCAUAGCCAUGGCUUCGCUUCCAUCCUCGUCCCAGGCUCAGGCGAUCCAAACUUUGAUGCCCUCAGGGAGAAUCCGUACGAGACCAAGAAUCAGCGACGCGAACGUGAAGUACGACAACUCAUGGAGAAGUUGCAGCCAGAUAUGAUCACAUUGGACCCAACUCAGAUCAACAAAGUCAAUCGAAGCGAGUUGGACAAGAAAAUCGAGUACCGAGAUACUGUUAUGCACUAUGCUGAUGCCAAGAGUAUGAAUGUUGAUCCAUCGAGGUAUUACCAGAGGAAAAAGACCUUGAAGUAGGUGGUAAAGUAUUCAUAUGAAAAUUUUAUGUUUUCUUGUUGAUUUUAUAUUGUUACACAUUGUUAAUGUUGAUUUAUACUUUAAUAAAUUCUUUUUUGUUUUUUGUUUUGAUUAAGAAUUGGUAUUUUGAACUGCGCGUAUUUUACUUGCUUUAUGUUCUGCACGGUGCAAAAAAUAGAAAUUUUGAACGGUGCAAUAAAAUAAACUUUUUUUUUUUCAAUUUUGUUCAAAAUAUAUACGGAAACUUAUAAAAAAUCUUAAUGAUGAUUACAUCUCCUAAAGUUUUAGUUUACAUUAGUUUUUAACAUAUCCAUGGCCAGAGCCAGUUAUUAUACAAUAUUAUAUCUGCUUUAGCCUGGAGCCAGUGAGGGGAGAGGAAGGAAUUGGUGUGGUUCCUUGGUAA